AUGCAAAGAACGAAGCUAUUCUCGGAGCCUACGGUAGAAGCAGAGGCCGCGCCGCUCUUGGAUGCCGGCUUUACGGCGUAUCCUGCCGGACUUAAGAUUUCGGACGACUUUGACCACGAUGCCAAGCCUGUCCAAGUCCCAGCCAGCGUUACGCUCGGCCAUCAGGGCAUGAUUCUCUCAGUGGAGGACAUUGGUAAAUGCCUCGAGUCGCAAUUUGCGGAGUACCCGGAUCGUUUCGAAAUUAUCAUCUGUGCGGGAUGUGGGCAUCGGUUUGCGGGGCGAGCAGACCCAAAGACGGUGACAAAGAAUUAG
Ilyonectria robusta is the source of this 312-nucleotide messenger RNA. RefSeq lists its product as uncharacterized. The transcript has a single exon. The record is from RefSeq and is a predicted model, not a curated record. NCBI's taxonomy places the organism in Eukaryota, Fungi, Ascomycota, Sordariomycetes, Hypocreales, Nectriaceae. Bases 1 to 312 code for a protein of 103 amino acids.